AUGUCAGCUCAUGACGGUGUUAGUUGUGACGCUUGUGGCAAAAGCAAUUUCCGUUCAAAACGUUUCAAAUGUUUAAUAUGCUAUGAUUAUGAUUUGUGUUCGACGUGUUAUGAGCAAGGAGAAACAUCCAGUCAUCACACAAGAGAACAUCCUAUGCAAUGUAUUUUAACACGUCAAGAUUUUGAUUUAUAUUAUGAUGGAGAACAGUGUACAUCUGGUUAUCCUCAAUCAUUAACUUGUCCAAUUUGUGGUGAUAUGGGUUUAGCAUUGCCAUUUUUUGAUGAACCAUCUUCAUCAAAUAAUAAUAAUAAUAUACAAAAUAUGGAUUUAUUUCAACAUCUUCAACUAAAACAUGGUGAGAAUCAACAAUUACAUGAAGUUAUUUGUCCAAUAUGUGCUGCUAUGGUUAAUGGUGAACCAAAUUUAGUUACUACAGAUCUUAUUUCACAUAUAGCUAAUGAUCAUCAAGAUUCACAAGGAAACACAACAUCAUCAUCUGGUGGAGAAACAAAUACUUAUUCAAGACAACCAUUAUCGACUAGAGAUUAUGAUUUUGGUGUUGGCUCUGGAAUUCGUGGUGGUUUUCGACGUGGAUCACUAAGAACGCCUAUUCGAAGAGGUGCAUUGGGCAGAGGAAAUGGACAUGUAAGUCAAAAUUUUGUUAUAGAUACAUCAUCAGGAUUACCUACAGUUGUCAAUGGAAAUGAUCCAAUUACUAAUUUAUUAACACAAUUAUCAAAUGUACGACGAUUAGCAGCAGCUAAUCAUAGUUUAACCAAUACUAAUAGUUCAUUGACAUCUUCAUCAAAUACAGUUAAUCUUCAAACACUUACUCGUCAACAAUAUGAACGUGAACGUCUUCGUGCAGCCGGACGUUUUCAUCACUAUCAUCAAUCCAAUAAUUCUCAACAAUCAAUACCUACAUCUAAUACUGUACCAUCUGUUGAAAGUAAUUUUUUCGAUGCACUUUUCUCAUCAGCUCUUUUAACUGAUCCAUCCACUAAUAAUCAUCAAACUUGGGCACGCAUUAUUAGUCAACAACAAGCUACAUCUGAACAACAAUCACAAACUUCUUCCAAAACAAAAACUCCUACAAUAACAAAUUCAGAAUCUGAUCCUUCAUUAUUACGGCGAAUGUGCAAUGAAUCUACUUCGUCUUCUUUGAUGCCACCAAAUUCAACUGUAGUGCAAUCAUUAAAACAAAAAAAUGAGUUUGUGCAGAGUCUACUUCUUUCUAGUUUUGCUUAUUCAAUUAAUGAUAAAUGA
This is a messenger RNA of Rotaria sp. Silwood2, 1266 nucleotides long. NCBI's taxonomy places the organism in Eukaryota, Metazoa, Rotifera, Eurotatoria, Philodinida, Philodinidae. The record is from the annotation of a GenBank genome assembly.